Messenger RNA from Dermacentor silvarum, 936 nucleotides. Its product is annotated as post-GPI attachment to proteins factor 2-like. Gene Ontology annotation, biological process: GPI anchor biosynthetic process. The transcript is spliced from 4 exons. Lineage: Eukaryota; Metazoa; Arthropoda; Arachnida; Ixodida; Ixodidae. The record is from RefSeq and is a predicted model, not a curated record. Gene Ontology annotation, cellular component: endoplasmic reticulum membrane; Golgi membrane. The coding region runs from base 100 to 885 and encodes 261 amino acids.
UGCUACCACGACCUUUCUGCUGUAGACUACCGCUACAAGCAGCGACGCAUCACCCCCCUCACUCCAACGACCUUGGACGAAGAACCCCGUCAUUGGACGAUGGAAGCGGUGGGCAUUCCCAUGGACGACGUCAUGCUCCGUUUCCGGAUGCACAGCAUUGUGUACCUGUCCUUCGGCCUGCGUUUCUUCGGCCUCCUGCUGAGCUUCGCCACGCCCAUCCUGCUCUGGGGUGCCACGGCAAGCACGAACUCUUGCGUAGUCUACGACCUCCUGCCAUCGGUGGACCUGGUGACGGGAGUGGCGCCGCAGCGUCACGUGUGGAGCCUGGCGCUGUUGCUGGACCUGAACCCGCGGCUCGUGCUCGCCUUUCUGCACUGGCACUACCUGGGCCGGCGCUCCGUGCUCGUGGCGCACCCGGAGCGCUCGCUCUUCACGCUGGUCACGCAUGCGGGACUGGCGCUGCACGUGGCCGAGACGCUGUCGCUGAGCCUCGUGUCCGGACUCCGCAACUACCAGGAGUACCCGGCGCACGAGCGCCUCUACACCCACUUCGUCGUCUCGUCGCUGAUGUUCAUGCUGAGUGCAUGCCUGUCACUCCGCAUGUGCCAGCACGAGCAGGGACACAAGGCACGCCGGUCGCUACGCCUCAAGCUGUGCCUGGUUACCUUGGCAGGGGCAGUGGCUGUGGCCAUGCUCGUGUACGUCAACGAGCACCGUGCCAACUGCUCUGGAAAAACCGAAUCUUGGUUCCCGGUGUGCCAGUGGGUGUACGCCAUGUGCCACGUGGCCUUCCACUUGACGUUCGUCUACGACAUUCCGAACCGAGAGGUCAUCGUGGGCACGACGCGGCGGCGGGCUCUGCGCAGAGACAGCCGACACGGCUGACGAAACACGCCUCCUCACCCACCGACCUCACCGUUUACUGUUUAUUUGCAG